Messenger RNA from Lucilia cuprina (Australian sheep blowfly), 417 nucleotides. RefSeq lists its product as uncharacterized. Lineage: Eukaryota; Metazoa; Arthropoda; Insecta; Diptera; Calliphoridae. The coding region runs from base 35 to 382 and encodes 115 amino acids. The transcript has 3 exons. The record is from RefSeq and is a predicted model, not a curated record.
UACAUUGGAUUCUAUUUUAAGUAUUUAUUUCAAUAUGCUACAAAAAACUCAAUUGGGGAGAGUACUACCAGAAUUUAGUGAAAUCUACUUACGUUUAUCAUUUAAAGAGAAUUUUGGCAAAAAUUAUUUAAUAUCUUCGGAUAAUUUGCAACUUUAUCGUAAACUCUUGGUUUUACAUUAUUGUGAAGAAUAUCCUUCAUUAACCUCCGUAAUUGGGAUCAUGGAAAGAUGCUUUAGUGUGGAAGAUAUUUAUAAUAUCGUAGCUGAACGAGAAGAUAUACUCUGCAAGUGGUGGGAGUUUAAAAAUAAUUGUACUGAAGUUAGUGGAAAUAAAGCUAAAAAACCUAAAAUUUGUAAAUUAAAUGAAAAAAUAAAUAUAUAAAUUGUAAAAUUCGAAAAUAGUGUUAUAAGUUAUUU